AUGGCGUCUUCCAGUAGUAGCACUAGCACACGACCACAAGUUCAACCGCAAACUCUUCACAUUCAGGCACAAGAUUCAAGCUUUACGAACACAACAACAGUUACAGGACAAGCUGUGAAAUGGAUUUUCCAAAUUCUUUUCUACUUGCAACUGUUCUUGAUUUCAGCCUUGGUCAUUUUCAUCACCAGGUAUUAUCGUACCUCAGACUCUUCAACAACCCACCAUUUCCACCCUCAUAAAUGGUACCCUCCACUUCUAGCAUCAACCCUGUGUGCAGGAAUUCUUGGCUUUACAUGGCAUUGUAUCAUUGCAUGUUACCCGAAAAGGGCAUUCAUCGCAGCAUUUUGGUUGAGUCCACUGUUAACAUUGGCAAUGGGAAUUCUGUUUAUGUUAAUCCAAUCUGCAUGGAGUUGGAUACCUGGUUUAUUUUCUUUGUUAUCUGCAGCGAUUCAAUCAUUGUAUGGAUUAUGGGUCAAUAACAAUAACAGAUUCAAAUAUGCAACCGAAAUGUUUCAAGAUGCCAUAUAUUUUCCUCUUCCUAAAGCCAAGUGUUUGACAUUCUUAUCGAUCAUCGUCGCUACUCUUUACUGCUGUUUUCUGGUGUAUGGAAUCGGAGGCGCAAGAGCUAUGGAAAACAAAACCAAACUAACAGAUAUUUGCAUCAUUGUAAUCAUUGUGAGCCUUGUAUGGACCAUGCAGGUUAUGAAGAAUGCAAUGCAAGUGACAAUUUCUAGGGUUAAGUAUAUCUUUUUUACCAAUAAUAGAGAAAUGAAGAUUGGAAAUGCAUUCUGCGACACAAUCAAACACUUAAUCGGAAGUGUUUCUCUAGGCUCCAUCCUCGUCCCGUUCAUCGUACUUUUCCGAGGCUUCGCGCGAUCACAACAUCUCCUCGGAGGUAAAAAUGGUGAGUGCAUGUUUUCAUGCGAUCCAUGUGCAAUGGGACUCGCAGCGCUUCUUGUGAGUUAUGGGAAUAGAUGGGGUUUUGUGCACGUUGGAGUUUAUAACAAAGGGUUUGUGCAAGCUUCUUGCGAUACUUGGGAGAUGUUCAUGAGUAGAGUCGGAUUACAAGAACUGAUAGAUUUGGAUCUCACUGGUGCAUUCUGUUUCCUGAGUGGUGUUGCAGUAGGUGCAAUCUGUUGUCUUGUGAGUGGAAUUUGGAGUCUGAUAGUGUACAAGGACUAUGCCAUGGAACUAUCCAUUUAUGCUUUCAUCAUAGGCUAUUUCAUUUGUAGGUUGGCAAUUGCAUGGCCACAGGCAUCUGUUUUAGCUUACUAUGUGGCAUAUGCCCAUAAUCCAGAGGACAUGCAAUUUGAGGAAACAAUAAAAGCACGGUUGGAGCAGCUUCGCGUAUCUCAUUUACAACGUCAAAAUACAGCUGAUACGGAGGAGAUUCGUAGAGCAUACUUACAAAGCCCCUGA
Molecule: messenger RNA, 1419 nt
Organism: Lathyrus sativus (Indian pea)
Lineage: Eukaryota; Viridiplantae; Streptophyta; Magnoliopsida; Fabales; Fabaceae
Source: the annotation of a GenBank genome assembly